Messenger RNA from Closterium sp. NIES-65, 3495 nucleotides. The record is from the annotation of a GenBank genome assembly. NCBI's taxonomy places the organism in Eukaryota, Viridiplantae, Streptophyta, Zygnematophyceae, Desmidiales, Closteriaceae.
AUGGGCGGAAGGGGUAAUGCGGGGUGGGAGAAGGUACGGGGGGUUGUGCGCGGAAGGGAGCAGGGAGCAGGUGGAAGGGGAGUUGGUGCGGGUGCUACAGCAGGUGGAGAGAGAGGCAGUGGUGGUGGGCGUGUUGAAAGCUCUGUGCUUCAAGUGCGGGUGGAUGGAGGAGACUGUAGUGAAGAAGCUUAUAAGGAUCUGGGCGAGCAGAGGCGCGUGGUGGGCACGCAGCGACGGAGAGGAGGAGAGCGUGGGAUGGAUGAGGGGAGAAGGGCUGAGUGGGGGGGUGGGGGGGAGAGGGACGGGGAGGGGAAUGGAGAGAGGGGAGGAGGGGAAGGGGAGGGGGAGGGAGGGCAAGGAGGGAGGGCGGAGCGGGAGAUCUUGGAGGCGUGUGAGGCGAUGAAAGGCGCUGGCGAUGAGGUGGCGUCGUGGGAUUUGCGGUUGGGGAGGCGCGCUGCUGAGCUGGCACGGGACGUGGUGAGGAGCCUGCGGCUGCGCAUGGCGGAUCACCAGAAAGGCGCUGCAGGUGGGCGUGGGCCGGGCGGCAUGUGGGGUCAACCGUGCCUUCCGUUGAUAACUCCAUGCCUCCCUCGUUUUGCAAUCCCACCCCACCGGGUGGGUGGUGGGACCACGUCAGCCUCAGAGCCUCAGAGCAUUUCUUUCAGAUAUGCUCCUCGUUCCCUUUCUCACCCUCUCUCUACCGGUCUUCCCACGCGAGCAGGAGGGAGGGACAUGUGGGCCAUAGGAGUGUCAUGUGUGGAGGAGCCGUGGCUGGCGCUACUGGCAGAGGAGCUCGCCGCCCACCGCGACGACCUCCGGGAGGUGGCAGCGCACGUCACUGCUGUCGACGCCGCUCUUAGCAGGGCUGCUUAUAACGAGGCACAGGAGGCAGGUACAGUCGAGGGGAACGCUGCGUGUGGUGGGGCAGGAGGAGCUAGUGGGAGCAGAACGCCGGGGCGUGGGGGUCGGGGGCGGGGAGAGAGCGAUGUGGGGCCGCUGCUGGCGCGGAUGGAUAGCGACCUUCGGCAGUAUGUGGCGGAGCUGGUGGGGCAUGCGGGUGUGGCGGGCGGCGUGCUGAGUGUGCUGGAGGAGGAUUUGGACGAGGCGGAGAGGCGAGGGGAAGAGGCGGAGAACAAGGGGGGGGAGGCGGGGGAAAAAGGGGAGGCGCAGAGGAGGGGUGCAGCAGAGGUGUUGAGAGAGAAUGGGCAGGCGCGGGUGGGUCCGAGUGCAAUCAGCCGUGAAGAGAGGGGCAGGGAUGACGUGGCUGACGUGGCUGAUAUGGGUGGUGUGGGAGAUGUGAGGGAUGGGGCGAUGGAGUUGGCGGGUCAGCGGCAUGGGGACGGCGUAGGCACGAGCAGUGUGAGGGGAAUGGCGCAGGGCGGGAUGACGGAUGGAGGGAAGGGGGCAGCAGGAGAGGUGGAGCAGGGUAGCAGUGGCGAUGAAGGGUUCAAUCCCAGGAGGGCGUACUCGGGGGAGGUACAUCUGUCAGCAGAGCAAGGGGGAGGAGAGAAAUUGGCGCCAGGCGGGCACGGGAGAGAGGGGCGGAGGAGGCGAGGUGGAGGAGGCGAUGGGGAGGGGGAGGCGGCGUUGGCAGCGCUGGUGUCGGCUCUGUGGUAUGGCAGUGAGGAGGAUCAAGAAGCUGCUGCCGAGGCUGUCCUGGAGGGCUGUGACACGGGCGCCAUCACCGCCACGCUCUCCCUCGCAGCACGCAUACUGGCCGGCAAAUGGCAGCCUGCUCUCGCUGCCGCCCUCAAGCCGCUCUCCUCCCGCCGCCCGCCUGUCGUACAAUCAGCUGUCGCCACGUCACUCGUGUGCCUGGCUGUUUCUGACGAGCUGCGCACUGCUCUGGCCUCCCAGGGGCUUCUUCAGGUGGGCAGCCAGCAGGUCCAGCUUUGUGGGUGUGGCAAGAACGGCGCUGCUGCUGCAGGUGCGGAAGCCACACCGCUUGAUUCUCAGGCCGCUGCGUCUUCGCCCUCGGCCAGCUGGCGCGCUGUGAUUCGCGUUUGCUGCAGCCUUGAUGUUUCCACUACCAGCCCUCCUCCCUUCCGCACCUCCUCUUCCACCAACCAGUUGCUCAACUCUCUUCCACUUUUCCUAUGUGAUUGCAACUCCUCCCCCACCGCUCCCACCCACCAAUCCGAUCUCUACGUGUCUGGUUGUCAUUGUCAGGACGUGGAGGACGUGGAGGUGCAAGAGUCAGCCGCCCUGCUCUUCAAGAACAUGGUCUUCCGGGACCCUUUUGAGUCGACUCAAAAGUCCUCUCCCCCACCAUUCCUAUCCCCCACCUCCCCCAUCUCCCCAAUCCGCUCCCUGCUGGCAGGACGUGGAGCCAAUCGCUGCUCGCCACGCGGGCGUGCGUGGUCAAGCACGGCGCGGUCCCCCCUGCUCCUCUCCGCCCUCUCCAUUCCCACCGCUCUGCACCCCGCUGACACCGCCAGCCUUGACACCUCCAGCCACACCACUGGUACCAGCUCAACUAGUGCAGAGGCACAUGAGUCAGCAGCAGAAGCAGCGGCGGCGGCAGCAGCAGCGGCAGCAAGGGCGUGCAUGAGUGGGGAGACAGAGGAGUACAUGCUGGGGAUCAUAGGAGGGUUGGCUCAGAGCCCUCGCCCUGCCGUGCCUCUGCCCACCAGGAAGCUCAUCGCCUGCAUCAUUCCCCACCUCGCGCACCCCUCCACCCCCACUGUUCGCAUCUACGCCCUUGCUGCCCUCGCUGCACUGGCCAAGGUCGACCCGGAGGGUGAUUAUAACGGGGGUGGCAGUGUGGAGGGGGCGGUGAGGAGGGUGGGGGGAGUGGAGAGGGAGGAGAGGGCGGAGGGGGGUGUGGUGGCGGUUGUGGAGUUGGAGGGGUUGGUGCCGGUGCUGCAGGUGGUGAGGGAUACAGCGGUGGGGGAGAGGGUGCGCCUGCAUGCUGUCUCCGUGCUCUGUGCCAUUGCUGGGCUGAAGAGCAGGGACUAUCGCUCACUGAUCGCCUUAGAGGGCGGCCUUCCCCCGCUCGUCGCCCUGCUCUCGCCCGCCUUCCCUCUCGACCUGCGCCUGCUCUCCGCCACCACACUCCGCCUCCUCUCCCUCUCCCCCGUCGUGCGCCGCUCAAUCCUCCUCACGGGCGCGCUGCUCCCUCUCGUUGACCUGCUCAGGGAGCAGCUGCCAAAUCCCUUCACCAAUGUGAGCGUGGCUGCGGCUGUGGCAGCACUGGUGCCGCGAGGAGAGGAGGAGAUGAGUGCGAGGGGACCGGUGGGGCUGUGUGCGCCGGUAGAGGAGCAGCUGGUGCUGGUAGGAGCCGUGCCGCUGCUGGUAGCCGUGCUGCUCGGUGCUGGUGGUGGUGGUGGUGAGGACAUGGUGGGAGGUGGUGGGGGGAUGGGAGAGGAGGGAGCAGCGAAUGAGGGGGAGGUGAGGCGGGCACUGAAGCGGGUGGGUGAGGUGAGCAGGCGGGGAGCAGAGGAGAUAGUGGCGUGUGGAGGGACGAGGAUGCUAGACAUGCUUUUAUCACGCUAG